This is a messenger RNA of Eremomyces bilateralis CBS 781.70, 348 nucleotides long. RefSeq lists its product as uncharacterized. Bases 46 to 240 code for a protein of 64 amino acids. NCBI's taxonomy places the organism in Eukaryota, Fungi, Ascomycota, Dothideomycetes, Eremomycetales, Eremomycetaceae. The transcript has a single exon. The record is from RefSeq and is a predicted model, not a curated record.
CUUACGUGUCUUGCUCUGGUGACCCACGCAGCACUUCUCGUCGUGAUGCACUCCGUGUACAAGACCAUUUCUUGGUAUGGGGUCACCAGGCUCGCCAUGUUCACCAUUUUCGCCAUAUCACCGCCGCCAUCUCGAUUGUGCGAACGGAUACCGAGAAUCGUGAUUCAGACUCUUGGUCAGGGUGUGGCCAGCUUUCAGCUCAGUGUUUGGUACGUCGGUCUCACGUACCGGACACGAUGAUCCAUCAGCCGUGGGAUCUACUGCAUGACUCGCGCACCUGGUGACCAGCAAUGGGAAAUGGAAGACGGAAAAUAAGUGAAUAAUAAUAAUGAAACGUGGAACUGAAGG